GCUGCAUCCGCGCCCGGCCCCGCUGCUGCUCCCGGCCCGGGCGGGGGGAGCCCGGGGGCCGCGCUGGGCUGGAGCCGGAGCCGGAGCCGGAGCCGCCCCUGGGCCGCGCAGCGCCGAGCUCCGCCGGCGGGAGGGAGCUGCUGCGCCGGGGCCGGCAGGAUUUCUGAUCCCCGGACCGGACGCGCUCUCCCAGAUGGAGCGAGGGGCAGAGCCGGGGGUCCUGGGUCCCCGGGGUGCUGAGGAGACCCCGAGAGACGCCCACACAGCAGGCGAGGGGCUGGUGAGCGAGACCGAGGAGAAUCCCGAUCAGGACGGUCCGGAGCCAGCUGAACUGUAUGGGACGUUCCCGGGACGUUCCCAGAGUCCUCAGCGGGGAGCGGCCUGCGAGCGUCAGGAAGACAAUGCCACAGCGGAGAGAGCGGGUGAGUCCGCGCUGUAUGGGGCGGAUUUCACAGGCCCCCACGGGACCGUGGCCCAGCCCAGAGCCUCCCCGGGAGACAGAUUCUUCACGUGUCCCGAGUGCGGGAAGGGCUUCGGCCAGAGCGCGCACCUCAUCCGGCACCAGACGGUGCACACGGGGGAGCGGCCCUACAAGUGCCCCGAGUGCGGGAAGGGCUUCAGCCAGAGCUCGGACCUGACCACGCACCGGCGCGUCCACACGGGCGAGGAGCCCUACGCCUGCGCCGAGUGCGGCAAGCGCUUCGCCCAGAGCUCCAACCUGAUCCGGCACCAGCGCACCCACACGGCCGAGACCCCCUACCGCUGCCCCGACUGCGGCAAGCGCUUCCGCCGUAGCUCCCACCUCGUCAUGCACCAGCGCACCCACACCGGGGAGCGCCCCUACCGCUGCCCCGACUGCGGCAAGCGUUUCAGCCACAGCUCCCACCUGCACCGGCACCAGCGCAUCCACACGGGCGAGCGCCCCUACAAGUGCCCCGACUGCGGCAAGAGCUUCGGCGUCAAGUCCACCCUGGUGACGCACCGGCGGGUGCACACGGCCGAGCGGCCCUAUGCCUGCGCCGACUGCGGCCGGGCCUUCGCCCAGAGCUCCACCCUCAACCGGCACCGGCGCACGCACGCGGCCGAGCGCCCCUACCGCUGCCCCGACUGCGGCAAGAGCUUCAUCCAGAGCUCCAACCUGGUCACCCACCUGAUCCUGCACACGGGCGAGCGCCCCUUCCACUGCCCCCGCUGCCAGAAAACCUUCGCCCAGAGCUCCAACCUCAGCCGCCACCAGAGGACCCACGCGGGGCGCCGAGCCCGCCCCUGCCCCGAGUGCGGGGAGAGCGUCCCACGCGGCGCCGGCCUGUCCGCCCACCAGAGACGCCACGUGGGGCAGGAGACGCCCUCGCCGCCCUGCUAGGGCCAGCUGGUCCCCCUGGUACCCACCCACCAGACGCCACGCGGGGCAGGAGACCCCCUCACUGCCCUGCUAGGGCCAGCUGGUUCCCUGGUACCCACCCACCAGAGACGCCACGCGGGGCAGGAGACCCCCUCACUGCCCUGCUAGGGCCAGCUGGUCCCCCUGGUACCCACCCACCAGAGACGCCAUGUGGGAGAGGAG
Malaclemys terrapin pileata is the source of this 1564-nucleotide messenger RNA. Its product is annotated as zinc finger protein 239-like. Gene Ontology annotation, biological process: central nervous system development; regulation of transcription by RNA polymerase II. The transcript is spliced from 3 exons. Lineage: Eukaryota; Metazoa; Chordata; Testudines; Emydidae. The record is from RefSeq and is a predicted model, not a curated record. The coding region runs from base 194 to 1363 and encodes 389 amino acids. Gene Ontology annotation, molecular function: RNA polymerase II cis-regulatory region sequence-specific DNA binding; DNA-binding transcription factor activity, RNA polymerase II-specific. Gene Ontology annotation, cellular component: nucleus.